Racocetra persica is the source of this 603-nucleotide messenger RNA. The record is from the annotation of a GenBank genome assembly. Lineage: Eukaryota; Fungi; Glomeromycota; Glomeromycetes; Diversisporales; Gigasporaceae.
UCGCCAUGGGUAGAUUUGACAAGUAGCAUGCCAUCAUAUUGGAAACCUGAAAUGGAUAAAACUGACUUUAUUGCUGGAGUACUAAACAUUCGUAAGCUUGGCCCACCAUCUCCUAUGUCAAUUGAAUAUCUUGAACGCGUAAAAAUUCUCUCGGAAAAAAUUAAACAAAAGAAACCAAAAGUGGUCGGUCAUCCUUCUUUUACCAAAGUUCCAAGAUUUAUGUUAUAUUGCGCAAAUGAAGCUUUGGCCAUUCCUUAUCAAGUAGGUGGUGGUGAAAGAUUUCUAGAUUCAAAUAUUUUAUUCAGUUUCAGAGCUUCCGAUCCAAGUAAAUUUCAAUUACCUAAAUAUGCUACGACAAAUUUUGCUAAUUCACCAUUUAAGAAGCCAACUGAGGUCACUCUUGAAGUUUAUGAAGAGGCGUGUCAUUGUUUUCAAAGUAGUUGCACACUUAAUGGAAGUAUUCCGGAUAAAGAAGAUUCAAAGGCUAUUAAUACUAUAGCAAUUACACCUAAUGGUGACGUUAAAGAGUUAGAUGAAAAAUUCCUUGAAUGUUUAAAGUGGGAGAAUUUUGGAGUUGUCCCAGAAUUAGAAGUUGAAACUUGA